Phytophthora infestans T30-4 is the source of this 324-nucleotide messenger RNA. RefSeq lists its product as uncharacterized. The transcript has a single exon. Bases 1 to 324 code for a protein of 107 amino acids. NCBI's taxonomy places the organism in Eukaryota, Oomycota, Peronosporomycetes, Peronosporales, Peronosporaceae. The record is from RefSeq and is a predicted model, not a curated record.
AUGUAUCGACGGAGAAGCUUGUCGAGUUUGACCCAUUCAGCCUUGCUCAUCAUGGACACUUCGUCGAUGAGCAGCAGAUCAAGUGGCGCGAAUUUUUUCAUUUUUAUGGCGUGUUCCAGCCGUACCAGAAAACUUGCAAGCGUUCGCCCACUGAUCAGCGUGGCCGCCUUUCCAGUCAAUGCUGUUUUGACAAGGGAGUUGGUGCGGUGCCAACCGGAGCAAAAUGCACUGACGGCAUCGACGACACGACUCUUGCCGGUGCCACCGGCCCCACCGAGGAACAUGAGUAGCUGGUCGUCUCGUAGUCGCGACGCGAAGUCGUGA